CCAACGACGCUCGUCCCCUCCGCCCCUCCGCCUGAGUUACAUGAGCCUCUGUGGAUGCCGUAGUCAGGUGAUCUGAGCAGGAACUGUUCCCUGGUGCGGGGAUGGCUCCGGACCCUUGGUUGUCGAUGUAUGAUUCCACUUACCAAAUCGCCCAAGAAAUUGCUGAAAAAAUUCAGGAACGCAACAGAUGUCAGAGGAAUGGUGAAAGUACAGCUAAGCUUAGUGUUACCAUCAGGUCACUACUGCAAAAUCUGAAAGAAAAGACCGAUCGUCUGAAGGACCUACUGUUUCGUUCUGUAUCAACACGUCAAGUAACCCAACAUGAAGGAGAUAGACGGCAGAAUUUAGUGGACGACCUUCUCACAAGACAUGGACGACUUCAGGCAUCUUUCAGAAAUGAAGACACAGAACCUGAUGUGAUAAGGUCUAGCCUAAUGACAGGAGGGGUCAAACAAGAUACAACAAACCCAUGGCUUGUGGAAGAGCCUGAGGAAACGAGAGGCCUGGGCUUUGCCGAUAUCCAGCAGCAGCAACAGAGAAUUAUAGAAGAGCAGGAUGCCGGUCUUGAUGCUCUCUCGUCAAUCUUGUCUCGACAAAAACAGAUGGGGCAGGAGAUUGGGAAUGAAUUGGAGGAACAGAAUGAAAUUGUUGAUGAUCUUGCCAACUUGGUAGAAAAUACUGAUGACAAGCUGCGCAGCCAAACCAGACGUGUGAAGAUGGUCGACAAAAAGUCAACUUCCUGUGGGAUGCUGGUGGUGAUCGUGUUGCUGCUGAUUGCAAUUGUCGUUGUUGCUGUGUGGCCUACCAAGUAGCCUGUGGAGAUAUCAGUUGGCAGCUGCAUACCAACAGCAUCUAAAGCAAGGACUGCUCCGUCUCAUCGUGGUCAAUUUCUGUGGGCUUGACUGCAUCUACCCCAUUGUGGGUACACUGACAGAUGCCCAUGUCAGGUGGAGGAUUUCCUUUUACACACAUCUAUCUUGUUGGACUUUGUAUUUUCACAAAAGUGACUAGAAGAACAUUGUUCUCCUUAUGAACAUCGAAGGAUUAAUACAAUUAAUUCCAAAGAAGCAGUCAUUAUUGAAGUGCUGUCUAUCUAGCAAUCCCUACUUGGGGCGCAAGAAGGACCUUGCUGCUGUUCUGUAGUGUGCCUGG
Molecule: messenger RNA, 1152 nt
Organism: Eublepharis macularius
Lineage: Eukaryota; Metazoa; Chordata; Lepidosauria; Squamata; Eublepharidae
Gene: STX8
Product: syntaxin 8
Exons: 8
Coding region: 102-812 (236 amino acids)
Biological process (GO): vesicle fusion; intracellular protein transport
Cellular component (GO): SNARE complex; endomembrane system
Molecular function (GO): SNARE binding; SNAP receptor activity
Source: RefSeq, a predicted model, not a curated record